UACGUGAGAAUAGGAUAACCGAAAACGUUGAAGGCUUUAAGUACGAAUAGGAUAUCAUAAAAUACUGAAGUGUUUACGUGACAAUAGGAUAACAGAAACGUUGAAGGCUUUAAGUAGGAAUAGGAUAUCAUAAAAUACUGAAGUGUUUACCUGAGAAUAGGAUAACAGAAACGUUGAAAAGUCAGAGUGAGAAUCUUAAUGAAAUGGCGGAGCCUCUGCCUGCCUCGGCCAACUCAUCGGUGGUCCUGCAUUUGGCUGCUGCAAGGAUCAAGGAACUCCACCAUCUGCAGCGGGAGUUAGAGCAAUGCAAGUCCGGCAAGGGCGGCAGAAGUUACCAGAAGCUGCCCCGCCACAUGCAGCGCAGGGCGCUCUCCUCCAACCCCAAGCGCCUCCCCCGCCGUCUGCGCCGCCGUCAUCUUGCUGAAGGAGAGCCUCCGCGUCCCUCCAAGCGACCUGCUGCUAAACACAGACCACGACCACGUGCGGGUGAGGACAAACUUGACGCCCCAAUAGUCUCCUCGCGUGUGAACCGCGUGGGCGCCGCGCGUGUGGACCGCGUGGGCGACUACGAGCGCCGCCAGAGUGUGGCGGGCAACACGUGGCUGGAGACGCACGUGUGGCACGCGAAACGCUUCCACAUGACGCGUCGCUGGGGCUACGCGCUCCCCUUGCGCCCCACGCAGAAGAUGUACCGCCCCACUCUGCGGGCUGCUGCUCAGCGCUGCGUUCUUCAGGACCGUUCGUUCAUGUGCUGCGUGGAGUUGCGUGGUGACGCGUGCGUGAUGUCAGCUCUGGAGGCGUGCGUGUCAGAGAGCGUCAGGCAGCAGCUCAUCUCUGUCAGCAGCGGUGGGAUCGUCAGCCUCACCCUCUACAAGCCUCGCAUGUGUCCGAGGCAGGCGGUGUGCGAAGUGGAAGUACAGAAGCUGCCUUCUCUCGGCACCGACUCUUGCGAUGGCAACAGCGACAGAAAUGGCGCUGCCGAUCACUGUAACCGCAGGGAUUUCGAUCACAACGAUGUCGAAGGAGGCGCCUCGAGGUUAUGGUUGUGGGUGCACCCCGCUUCCCACGAGGACCUUCUGCAGCUUCUGCGUCAAAUAUUCAGCUUACAGCCACAGAUACACGGUCACUGUGUAAACCAGUGUGAUGAAGAGCCUGGCGAAGCCAUGGAAACAACAAACGAUGACCACGAUUUAUGCAAUGACCGUCAACAUUCUCACGACAAAAAACUAAAAUCAAUUAAUAACAAUAAUAUUGACAGUAAUGAACUCACAAGCGUUCAGGACGUGAUACCUGAAGGUAACGAGACUCAGAAUUUUUUGGAUGUAGACACAACAUCAGACGUUGUUUUAAAAUCAAAAGUGAAGCGCAAACACCGACUCCUACAGCAGCGUCUAGACCGAGCAGGCGCACCGGAUUACGUGAGUGCGGACAACCGCGUCGCCGUAACGUGUUUACGGGACACUCUGAACCGCUUCUGCCUACGCGGGCCUGAGACGUACAGGGUUCUGAAGACCGUCUUGUUGCCUUCUACUGUGGUGCCCCAGCACACAAAACUUGUUCCUAACAAUCCCACUCAUGAUUCUCAGUCUGUGGAGGAGAAAUCUCUUCAUAAAGCACGAAGUUCUGAUGAAGAUACUGCUGAUGAAACGAGUGGCAGUGGCAAUCUCUCUCAAGAAUCUCAAUAUGAUGAGAAAUCCAUGAAUAAAUCACGAUCUUUAAAUGAUACUACGGUCGAUGAAGCUAAUUUUUUCAACGGAGGUACAAGAACUAGUGAAGAAAGCGCCGAAGAUUCGAGUUCGUGGUGGACGAGUUUCUUUGGUCGCAUGGGGCGCGCCGAGGCGCACGCAGGCAACGCGGCGCUGUGGGGCACAGCGCCGCGUGUCACAGAGGACCUCGUCUUGCCCCUCGUGGUGCGCGACCCUCGCGUCGUGCUGCCCCGCGCACGCGUCAAGAUGUCAGAGACAUCCGCAGAACCUCCCUCGCCCUCGUGGGGGCGGGACGCUGUCGCCCCCCUCAGCCCUCUCUACGACCCCCGCGUCAGGAGAGCCCUCCUGAGACACCGCUGCACUGAUCACGACAUAAACACUCGUCGGCACCGAGAAGCAGUGCCAGGAGCCAUGCUGCCGCUGGAUGACGAAGAGGCUCGGCUGCCGGUCCUGCUGCUGCUGCGACGCCCUCAGGGAGACGACGUCUCUGGAAAGAGCGCCGUGGACGUGGUUAUUCCUGGUGGUUGGGGCAGCAACUUUUGGACGGCGCUGGUGCUGGCAGGGGCCGUGGCCACGGGGGUUGACUCAGAGCUUCACUUCAUGAGGGAAGAACUCACUCUCCCUCCGUCAUACUCGCUUCCCGACCUUCCCUCGGGGAAGCGUUAUGAGGAGGCCGAGGCCCUGGAAAGACAUGAGGCUUAUUUCAGAAUGCCUCCGGACAAGAGACCGAAUUUCAUUAAGUUGGGCGUUCAGUUUCCAUUUUCUUUUCCUUGGUCCAAACUUGUGGCGUCGCUGCGAAGCAGAGAUAUGUUCCAUCAAAUGCAUGAAAUAUGCUCUGGGUUUUCCAGGGAAGUUUUGUUGCAGUUGGGGCUUGACGGUGGAAAAAUCUCAACUGCAGAAAAUGAGGCAAGUGACGAAGAGAUCGUUGUGAUGAGGAAUCCUCGUUUCUUGUCUGCUUUGGAUUAUAUUUCGUGCUGCAGUGGCAGCAGACGUAGAAUUUUCCGAGGAGUAGACCAGGAAUCAGAAGGGACCGUCGAUACCUUGCCUGUUGAUGGAUCUGAAUCAAAUAUCCGAACAUCGUCUGAAGAAGCCCUUGGAUUAUCAUUGGACGAAUUAACUGACAUGCUGAAGCUCAUGAAGCAAACCAGCCAAUCGUAUCUGGUGCGCGUGCAAGUCACCCUCAUAGGCAAAGGCGCCCUAGAACCCGGCGCUCUAAUUUGUCGCCCAAACUCCCAAGAUCUCGUACAUUUGAAGGAGGUUCUCACCAACGCCCUACGUCCUAGUGUGCACGUGUCUAUGGGCAUCACAGAGCCGAGCUGCCGUGACUCCAAUGAGGAGAAGAGGAAGAAAUUAAAAGAGGAACACGCCAGGGAUCUGGCGAAGCUGCAGAGGCUGCGCAAGGCAGCUCGGCAGCGCGUGCGACGGCAGCACGAGCCUGGCAGCGGCGGCCUCGACGCAGCCGUCAACCAAGCGCUGAGUGCUCUUGAAGAAACCCAACAGGAGCUGGUGGCGCGCUGUGCUGCAUUCAAGUCCUCCAUGGAGCGGCUGUGGCUGCCGUGUCCCGAGGCGCCGCUGCAGCAGACCUCACGCCUCAUCAUAGGCAGCUUGACUGACGCCGCAUUCAGCCGCACGCGAGGCUGUGGCGUGGGCCAGGGUUACGUUGUGGCAGCUACACUUAUCUCCGUGGCACAGCAUCGUGUGGCGAGAUGGAAGGGGGUAUCUCCGGAUCAGCCCGAUGUGGCCAACAAGAAACGGAAAUUCGACGAAUGCUCGCGAGAUGAAAGUUCGUCAUUGUCCCACUGUUCUUCUCCUGGCAAGCGCAGGCACACUGAAACUGGGCUUGACUCCAAACUUCCUGCAACAGUAGCCUCAACUUCAUCAGCCAUUUCCGAGGAAAAAAUCAAACUGGAUAAGUCAAAGCAGAAUCUUCUAAUAGAUGAUUCUUCAAAUGACAGCAGUUGUUCGAGUAGCCAAGAGAACAACUCUGAAAUUAUUUCUAACAACGAAACCUUUGACGUUGACCUCCCACUUGUGCACGAGCGUGGCGUGCCUGUGCUCGUGAGAAACAUUAAUUCCCUACAGUACAGGUUCGGGAUGCUCACCGUCUGUAGUCAUCAGCCUCCGCCUUGAUCGUUCAAGUUCUCUCAUUAAAGAUAGUUCACGUGUCAAAGUCUUUCAUUCAUUGAAUGAGUUCCUUAAUACAUGUAGAUUGGUGACUGUACUACGCGUGUUUUAUUUUUUUGCAGGAGUCUGAGGUUGUUAACUUUGAUGUAAUAAUAGUAUUUAAUUGAUUACUAAGUAGCCUUGUGCAUCAUUUCUAACGAAUUUGUGCUUGUAAUUUCUACAAUACUUUUAGUUCAUUAGUAGGAAGAAAUACGACGCAAAUCUUCUGUCGCGUCUACCGAUCUAACUCUUGAGCUAAACUUUAAAAAAUAUAUUUCAGUACUCAUUGCAGUGAGUG
Messenger RNA from Hyalella azteca, 4167 nucleotides. It is a transcript of the gene Pop1, whose product is annotated as ribonucleases P/MRP protein subunit POP1. The record is from RefSeq and is a predicted model, not a curated record. The transcript is spliced from 11 exons. Gene Ontology annotation, cellular component: ribonuclease MRP complex; nucleolar ribonuclease P complex. The coding region runs from base 204 to 3836 and encodes 1210 amino acids. Gene Ontology annotation, biological process: tRNA 5'-leader removal. NCBI's taxonomy places the organism in Eukaryota, Metazoa, Arthropoda, Malacostraca, Amphipoda, Hyalellidae.